Molecule: messenger RNA, 5148 nt
Organism: Leishmania major strain Friedlin
Lineage: Eukaryota; Euglenozoa; Kinetoplastea; Trypanosomatida; Trypanosomatidae
Exons: 1
Coding region: 1-5148 (1715 amino acids)
Source: RefSeq, a predicted model, not a curated record
AUGGUGACCGAACGCCAAGUACUGAAAGGCGGCGACGGCGGUGGAGGCGAUGCGGCGAGGUGCACCGGCGUCACUUUAUGCGGGGCGAUGACACCUGCUGAAGCCGCGUCCCAUGCCACUGAAUGGCAGAACCACCGCCUUCCUCAGGUGCAGGCCCCUUCGUCAUCGGCGAGCGUGCCGGCCACCGUCGAAGAGGUUGUUGUUUCUCCCGUGAGGCUCAGCGACACGGUUACGCCGCAGAAGCCGCCACAGCACUACACCGCCGCCUCCACGGCAGACAGCAAAGUGCUCUUUGCCGAGGACGAAGACGAGGAGGGAGAGGAUGAGGGGCGGCAGCCGUGGCGUCCCAACCACCUCUGCGCGGCCAGUGGUGACCCGCAGCGGUCGGCCCGUGCUGAGGAGGUGGAGCAUGUGCUUGGAGAGCUGUCGGAAUGCUCCUCGAUCACCUCUGCUCGUCCGCAAGCGCCGCGACGCUCUCCGGAUACCCGCAGCGGCCGCGACGACCGUGUGCUACACCACGGAUGCGCUCCGACGGACAGCAACAAGGAAGUGCAGGGUGGGCCGCUGGACGUGAGCUACACCGACACCACCGUUGCCAGAGGCGCCAAAGCCGUGCUCGGCGGCGAGGAUGGCGAGAAGGCGAGGCGACAAACGUGCGUCGCGUGCACGACGCCGUCCCUAAAACCCGCUUGUCCAGGCUUGAGCGAGGGCAGCGUCACUCCGGUGCUCGAGGGCCAAGUAUGGGGCGCGGCAAGCGCGGCCGCGACAUUUACGGAAACACUCGCGGUGCAAGACUUGUCCCUCCUCCCCGACGAGAGUGGGGGUGGUGCCACCCUUGACGUCGGCGGUGUCGCGAAGGGCGACGGCUGUGUGUACGCGCCACUGUUGUCUUCGUCCACAGGUCAGCGCACGCCGUACUCGGCGAUCGCGAACGCGGGGGCGUCUGCUCGGCUGCGUGGCGACAAACUUGGGGUGACAGCGGCAGAGGAAGUGCUGUUGGGUGAAGGGCUUAUAUCCCCACCAGUAAAGCGGACCACGGCUAUACCACAGCAAGCGACCCACGCUGUAGAAGUGGCAGCAGAGGACGGCACCGAGACCCGUUCCAGAGCCGGAGAAACCGGAGCUGGGCCGUCUCGAGUUCACGGGAAGAUCUUGGCCAUGGGUGACUCGAGCUCAUCGACGACGUUCUUGUCUACCCCGUCGUCCGCUACGCUGUGCGCUGUGACCGGUGGCGGCGAGGCGAGCGGCUUCGGACAGAACAUGAAUACGCCCACAUCACCCUCUUCGGCGGACGGCGCCGUCUUAAUGACCGAAGAACAGCCGCCGCCGCCGCCGCGCGUAUCUCUAACCCCGUCAUCACCGUCGCCUCCCCCUAACUCUCUCCCGUCUACGCUUGACGACGGACUCUGGAAGGGGAGUGCAAGGUCCGCGCAGGCGGACGUGGUGGACACCGAUGCCGUGGCCCCAGGCCGCUGUACCCCAAAACGGCAGGGCGUCAGUGAUGACGCUCCUGCUCCCCUUGCUCCGUCGGUCGCUGUUGCACAGCACCAGACGGUGCCGAUCGACCCAUUCCUGAGCACACCGCCACAGUUCAAGGGAGAAUCUCCUGCGAUAGAAAAGGACGACAGCGGCGGCGGCGUGCGUGUGCGUCGCUCGCCAGAGCGCUCGGGCCGCGAAGAUGCCGGAAAAGGUGGUCACUCCCCUGCUGUGUUUGGCUUUCCGACUCGCACUCCGCCUCGGUCGGCGAAGAAGUCUGCGAUGGCUUUCACAUCCACGAUUACCGGCGCGGACGUGGACGUGCAGGCUUUGAGGGUUGGCACGCGGGUGGAGGGCCGCUGGGGACGACAGUGGUUUCCGGCGGUGAUCAGCGAAGCCCCGCGGAACGGCUUUGUGCAGGUUGAGUGGGAGGAAGACGGCUCACGGCUCCACUUGCGACUUCGCGAGGUGCGACUGCUGCCUGGUGCCGCAGCUGCGAAGAGGGCUGGCGCCGUGCCCGCGAUCCAUGAGGCCGAUCGGUGUGCUGCUUCAGUGGGUGGUGGGGCUGCUGCGACGGAAGGCGCGCAUGACGUGCUGACCGCGACCCAGCUUGUGGCACUGAUGGAAGAGGAGGACGCCGAGGACAGCCGACACCAGCCGGUGCCGCCGCACGUCCGUCCCUCCGCUUCACAGAGGGAAAUGUCGCCGCCCAUGACGACAUCUGUAUGCAAGCAAGUGAAUAGGAGCGGUGGGGAAGGCGGUGAGGGGGCCGAGGAGGAUGUGGUGGUGCGUCCGCUUGGUGUUGGUCACGCGUGUGGGACGGCUGGACGUGGUGUAUAUGCUGUGAACGCGGACGGUGACGCUCACCCGGAUCGCGCAAGCAGCGCGGCGUCCUCCGCUGGCGUCGCCAACACCCGAUCGCCGUCGCGCUCUCCUGUGCCAACGUACGCGGCACCCGGUGUGCCGCCGUGCGAGGUGCACCCCUCGUUUCUCUGUAUCUUUCUCCCACAAACGGUGCGACGCGACCUCCUGCAGGGCGAGGGCCCUCCGCCUGCAUCGGCCUUUUCUUCUUCCUCAUCUUUUCACUAUCAUGCGGGCCCGGCGACAGAGCUGCAGCGGCGCACCGAGCUUCAGCGUAUCUUGCACUUCUUGACCAGCGCCGGGACGGUCGUGAUCGACUCCGUGGCACAGGCGGACAACAUGGCCGCCCAGCUCGGCGACAGUGGCGACGGGAAGGGAACCGCCUUCACCAGCCACCUGUCCUCGUUGGCAGCCGGCCAGCACCACAGCGCCGACUCGUCGCCAAUGCAGGGGGCAAAGACGACGAAGGCGGUUGCCGGAGGUGGCAGAAAGCGGGGGACGGUGGGGCGCGCGUCACUGCCUCGCCGGAGCAUGGCGUCUGCCGUCGCUGUUGCUUCCCAUGCACAACGUUCGGCACCGAGGUACUUCGUCUUUCUCGUUUCUUCUGCGACUGCUCUUAUGGGCGGCAGCGCUGAGGCGUCUGAGAAGCUGGGCCAGCAGCAGGAUGUGCUACCCGUGGUGUGCUUGGCGCAUGCAUUAGGCGUCUCAGCGAUUCACGCCUCGUGGCUGUGGGGCAUUGCCCCAGGCACCGCGCGAGUGAAGCUGCCCACGCCGGCGGACCAAGUCGAGCUGCUGCCGAGCGCUGCCCCGGAGACAUGGGGUGCGUGGAAGGCCACUCGCGCUGGUGCUCCGUCGACGAAGGCGGCGCCACUACCGCUGCGCUUCGCACCGUUUGCAGUGAAGGACCGCUGGCUCAGCGCCAAAGACGUUGCCUUUGUCGCGCGAGAUGACCGAAUGGAGAUGUGGCUCAACGCCGCCGGGGCGACCGUCACGGCAGAGUCGGCGCCGUCGCUGCCCUCUCACGUCGCUCGCCAGAGCUUGCCACGGGGCAGCAGCCGACCGUCAGCUUCCGUUACGGGUGCUCUGGUUGGGCGCAGCCUCGGCAGCGCACUUCCGCGGUGUCAUUCCGAGUCCCCUUCACGUUCGCUGCCGCUCAAGCAGCUGCGCGCGGAGCGGACACCGGACUUCGUUUACGUACCCGAUGAUGUGACCGUGCCGCUGGACUUGGAUCGCUUGGGCAGCGUUCCAGUGCUCCAAGUCUCGUGGCUUGCCGACGGCAUCGAGCAGCAUUACCGCCAUUGCUGCGACCCAACCUCGUCAGCAGAGCCGGUGCUGCCAACACCGCCGUCGCUGACAUCUGUGUGGCGGACAAUUCUUCACGCGAAGCCUCCGAAGGAGAGCUACACAAGGCGUUCCAACACGCCAUCCCAGCCAGGCUGUGCGCAAUCUUCUCCGUCAUCUCCGCCGCUGAGGCCGGCGGUGAGCGAUGAGGAGAAGCGCUGCGGCUCAGAAGGCGCGCGUAGCCGCAAGGCAGCCGCAGCGACGACCCUCGGGAGCGAGAGGGACCGCCUGAGUCAUCACGGCAGUGACGCGGUGCAUCCAGAGUCGGUGCCCCCACUUGCAAACAACAGGGACGAGAGUGGUGAUGAUGCAGGGCCAUCUGCCUUCCCGCCAAGUGCGAAGGGCGGCAACAUGGAUGAGGGUGUCGGUGACACUGUUGGCGCGAUAGGGGGGCGCCUCAACGAGGAGGAGGAGGAGGCGCUGACGAUGCGCAUCGGCGGCGGUGAUGCACACGAGCCGCUUCCGCGUGAGGCAGAUGACUUUGCCAGCGCAAGUGGGCCCGACGGCGCUGCUGCGGAGCGUUGCAGCGCAGAAGCGGGGAAAGACAUCAUGUCAAGGCUGGCCGGCGCCACCGGAGCGACUGCGGCAGCUCUGUCAGAUGCAGUGGGCUCUACUGAGUCCUCAGCGUGCACCUCUCAUGCGGCCAUCGUCAUUGGGGAGGACUAUUACUUCACCCUGUCCGCGCCCCAACCUCCACCUCCACCAUCGUUGUCCCCGCAUGGCCUGUCGCUCCCCCACGUUCCCCCUCCUGCGUUGCCGACGGCGACGAUUGUGCUGGGCCAAGUCGUGGGCUUGCAAGUCGACGCGCCGCCGUCGCCGCUGCUGCGCCAGCACCUCUGUGUGGACGGCACCGCUUCAUCGUUGACCUUCUCACAACCGCAGUGUCGGUGCCGCGUGACGCUUCGGCUGUACGAACCCAAGUACAUCUCCAUGCACGUUGACCCCCGCUCUGGAGAUGUGGUGCACCAGACCACCGUUUAUCUUGCCCAGCGCUGGGCCACUGUCCCGGGCACGUCGCUGCUCUUCGACACACCCGUAUACGUGAUCACCACGGCUGCACGGCCACACGUCUACUUUUUGGAGGAGGUGGAGAGCGAGGUGACGGCGCAAGGUGUGAGCGACAGCGCAUACCACUCCCGUCUGCGGCAACAGUCGGUCCUCGGCGCCGUCGCGACGCCGCCGGUCUCAGACUUAUUCCAUGGUGCGGCCAGGGAGCCGGACGGCACUCUCUCUCCGCAUUUCCAUGGUCGGCGCUCCCUGUCGCAGGUAGCCAUGUCAUCUUCAGCGCCAGUUCCAACGUGUCCGAUAACCAGGGGGUGUCUCCCGACACCGCCGGCACCGUUCUCUCUCACUCAGAGCAUCGCAAACGGGCGCCCUCGCCGGGACGCACUUGCUCCGUCGAGGACAUCUGAGGGAGCGGCGCGGGACGGCAGCGGUGACGGCGUUGACGAGCGACGAGGUCCCGAUUGA